Molecule: messenger RNA, 798 nt
Organism: Solanum verrucosum
Lineage: Eukaryota; Viridiplantae; Streptophyta; Magnoliopsida; Solanales; Solanaceae
Product: 40S ribosomal protein S12-like
Exons: 5
Coding region: 121-546 (141 amino acids)
Biological process (GO): translation
Cellular component (GO): ribosome; cytosolic small ribosomal subunit
Molecular function (GO): structural constituent of ribosome
Source: RefSeq, a predicted model, not a curated record
AGGUUUUUGAAGCCUACAAUAUAAUAUCGCAAGCUUCUCACCAUCUCUACACUGCUCUCGCAUCGUCUCUUCGCUCUCUCUGUUUAAUUUGUAUCUGCUAAUUACAUUCAAGAAGAGAAAAUGUCUGGUGAAGAGCCUGUUGCUGCUGAGACUCCAGCUCCCGCUCCUGCUCUUGGGGAGCCCAUGGAUAUCAUGACAGCAUUGCAACUUGUCCUCAGGAAAUCACGGGCUCAUGGUGGUUUAGCUAAAGGUCUUCAUGAGGCUGCUAAGGUUAUUGAGAAGCAUGCUGCCCAACUUUGCGUAUUGGCAGAGGACUGUGACCAACCAGACUAUGUGAAAUUGGUCAAAGGUCUAUGUGGUGAUCACAAUGUUAGCCUGAUCACUGUUCCUAAUGCCAAGACACUCGGUGAAUGGGCUGGAUUGUGCAAGAUUGAUUCUGAAGGCAAAGCAAGGAAAGUUGUCGGAUGCGGUUGUGUUGUAGUAAAGGAUUUUGGAGAGGAAACCGAAGGGCUCCACAUUGUUCAGGAAUAUGUGAAGUCUCACUGAGUGACACUCGUUGAAUUAGAGAGGUUUAGCUUGUUUUUGGUUGUGAUAUGAACAUUUUUGAUGGUUAAAAACCAGUUUUUUUUAACUUCCAGUUUGUAGUCAUUUAUGAUUCUGGUUAUGCAUGCCUUCUUAAACUUUAUAGGUCUUUUGACCCCUAUGAAUGAACCAAUGAGAUUAUAAUCUGUUCUCCUGACGUUGUAUCAAGAUACAUGGAAACUGAGUUGAAAUUGGAUUUGAUCAUGUUGUUGAUUA